Molecule: messenger RNA, 327 nt
Organism: Rotaria sp. Silwood2
Lineage: Eukaryota; Metazoa; Rotifera; Eurotatoria; Philodinida; Philodinidae
Source: the annotation of a GenBank genome assembly
UGUUUAACUAACCCAGAUGUAGAUGUUAAGUAAUUCGAUACUAUGAUAUAAAUUCAUCUUCUUGUUUAGUAUGCACCACAAAACUUUCAAUAUCGAAAUACAAAUGUUUUCAUACAACCACCAAACGUACCAAAUACAAACUCAAUGUUUCAUCAUACAUCCCAAGUUUAUCCGUUUUCAGCUCCGCCACAAAACAAUGCCAUGCCACCAAUGGCUACGUAUCCAUCGCCAUUUUUGGUGGAUCAUGGCGGUCAUAUGAUUAGUCAACCACAACCACCUCCACCGCAAGCAUAUAUAAAUAAUCAAAUGAUGUCUGGUCGACCACAA